Molecule: messenger RNA, 1988 nt
Organism: Paramacrobiotus metropolitanus
Lineage: Eukaryota; Metazoa; Tardigrada; Eutardigrada; Parachela; Macrobiotidae
Exons: 9
Coding region: 296-1642 (448 amino acids)
Source: RefSeq, a predicted model, not a curated record
GCCAAAAAGUUAAACGAAAAAGAUAAACACAAACAGUUCCGCAUGAUAUGCGAAUGCAAAACUAAAACUUUGUCCUCAUAAGUCUCGUAACGAUACCACUAUCUUGAUAUUCAUUCAGGUCACAUCCAGAAAUCGUUGAGGAGUUCUAAUUGAAUUCAAGUUUCGUUUGUCGUGAAAGUUGUUGCCAGAGAGAGCGUCGGGAGAGCAGGUGACCCCUUCUGGCAGUACUCGGACACUGCACCAGCAGUACGUAUUUCUUGUUAUACUUGUACCGAAGUAUUGGGUGAUCCAGAAAAUGGAUGUCCUGCCGUCGCCAUCAUUGGACGUGAUGUCCACUCUGGCGCCCCCGGCGCUUCGCGAAAGCUCUCGAAAACGAGUGCGUAAAACGUUGGGGCCUGACUUUGUUGAUUUCUCGGGGCCCGUACGUUUUCGCGCGCAGGCAGUAGUGCUUUCGGAUGAAGCCACGGUGCGAAAAGUAACGCCAAAACGACUCAUACUCUCGGAUUCCAAGCUUCCGAAGAGAGAUGGCGCUAAACGGAAUGGGUUUAAGAAGCGCAGAUCCGCAAAGUCACAGCGGAAGGCGCUGGCAGUGCCAGCUGCCAUUAUUCCGAUUGCGCCCGAUACAGGAGCAGAACACACAACGGACCUUGCGGACAUUGAUGCGUUCUGCAAUGUGUGCGGACUUCGAGUUCAUAAACUGCUCAGAAAUGGCUUUAGAGGUGGAGACAGUGAAGGCCUGGCUGUUCGCUGUACUGGAGAACGGUGUAAUUAUACAGGCCAUGUUAGCUGCUUGCCCAAUACAGCGGACAUCAAAUCUUUUCGAUGCGCCGAUUGCGCUAAAAAGCAGUGUGUUGUCUGCGAAAAGGGAAAUGUUUCCACCCAGCCGGAUGACAUGGUUAGGUGCUGUCGAUGUAAAAAAGCGUUCCAUCUUGAUUGCCAUGUCCCGCCUGUGGACCGGCGUAAGCGAAAAUCACCCGCCGGAAUUUUGCGACCUUGGUGUUGCAAGACGUGUAGAACAAUCAGACGACGUAUAAAGAAGCCGUCGCGCGUCAAACCGGCAUCUCCUCAAGCCUCGCAUCCGACCUUGGUCCCUUGUCUCACAACUCAUUCGGACCUACCUGAUCAUACUUCUGCAGGUUAUGCGUUACCCUCAAAUCCGCCGCUGCUUUCUCCCGCAUUGGUUGGUCCCACAUUAUACAGACCGCAUGCCGAACUGGUUGAUGCUUUCAGUGCAACCAAAACGUCGGGAAUGGAUAAUAGUGGCGAGGACGAUAAUGCCGACAAAGGUGAGGCAAGUGACGCUGCCUUGGUUCCGCUGUUAAUGCCGGGCCAGCCUUUUGAUCCAAUACUGGUUCCGGACUCCAUGAUUAUAUUUGGCAAAACUACCGAAAAGGUGCGGGAGCGAAUCGAGCGCGAUAGAGAACUGCGUCAGGAUUUGGCAUGGUGGAGCGUGGAACAAUGCGCUGCGUAUUUUCAGGAUUCCGAUCCGGAUUUAGCUCAGCUUAUAAUUGACCAUGAAUUACUAGGGUGUGCGCUUCUGCUCAUAACACGGUCCCAGUUUCUGGAUUUAUUUCAGUUACCCGUCGGAAAGGCACUGCGGAUGCAUGCUGCCGUAUGUCGAUGUAGGCGUAUGUACUUUUGAACGAAGGGAUAAAGGAUUACCAUUUCUUGAACUAAUUUGCUGGGGUAAUCUGCGUUCUUUGAGAUUCUGCUCAUUUGCAGAAUUGUGCGUGAUGGGCGUAAUAUGCCCGUUGAUUUAACUUACUGGAAGUUUGUUUCCUCGAUGUGGCAGUGGGAUAGUUUGGUUGUUUAAGAUUUUAAAUUUCCCGUGGAAUGUGUUUUGGGCUGAGCUGUUUAAAGGUUAUACUUAUUGCUAUUUCAAACGUAUAAGCGUGCAAGGUAUAUGCUAUGGCGAAAUAUUUACUUUUAAAAACGUAGGAACGUUCUACUUCUCUGAGGCAUGACUAAAUAAAGACAUGAUUUUCGUA